Messenger RNA from Rotaria socialis, 5490 nucleotides. NCBI's taxonomy places the organism in Eukaryota, Metazoa, Rotifera, Eurotatoria, Philodinida, Philodinidae. The record is from the annotation of a GenBank genome assembly.
AUGGAUGAUCCAAUUGAAAGUGAACGUAGUACUGAUAUUGAUGAAAUGGAUAUAUCUGAGGAUAAUCUUCAAAAACCGAAUAUAUUCAAUAAAUACUUACCGUUUUAUGAUUCAGUAAAACGGCAAGGUUAUGAUUCAUUGGAUGAGAUUCGUGAAAAUUUAUCACGCAUUAUUCAAUUACGUGAAUUAAGACCAGGCUUUUCACAUUGGUCAUCGAAAUUACAACGUUUUAUGUCACAUUAUGGUCUCUAUUUCACAAAAAUUGAUCAUAUUAAAAUAAUUAAUUUAUACGUCGCAGUACUUACAAUAGAAGAUUUAGAUUUUUCACAUGUUAAAACAUGCUUUGAUAUGCUAUAUGAUCUUACUAGGAAAACACGUUUAAUCACACGAGAUGAUUUAGUUGUUGAUUGGCGUCUAUUACAUAAAUGGGCUAAAGUAAUUCUUCACAAUCAUGAUGAAUCAUAUUCCCUUGUUUCAGUACCAAAUGAUAUUGAAAGUUCUCUAUUCUAUUGUAUCCGUGGUUGUCGUCCAUAUUUUGCAGAAUCAGCUACACAAGAAAUUCUCGAUGAAUUUCGACCCUAUUUAUGUCCGUUUGAUUCAGCAUUUUCGGAUACAAUGCGAAUUUUUGAAUUAUUUUUACCUGUUCAUUUACCGCUGAAUUUACAUGAAAAAGGAUUUAAAUUAUGGUUACCAGAAUUUUUAGGAAUUUGGGAAUCGAUUUAUAGUAAUCCAGGAUGGGAAUUGAAUAUGGUAAACUUGUUCUCAUUAUUAGCGUGGUGUAACAUUGGUUAUAUAGAUUGGGAACCUUGGCUACCACGAAUUUUUACGCGCAUACUAAAAAGUUUUUCUUUACCUGUUGGUAAAUUGCAAGUAUCUCUUCAACAAUAUCAUUAUUCCAUGUCGAGUGUUACGACAUGGAUCAUUGCUAUGUUAGGCAAUGGAAGUUCAUGUUUACAACAUUUACAAGAUUUAUUUACUGCAAUAAAAAACUUUUAUCAUCCAUCAAAUAGUGGAAAAUUUCAACAAGAUUUAAUAAGUUUUCUUUCAAAAUUAGCACAAGCAUUUGUUGAUCGUGUUCAUUUAGAACGCAAGGCUAAUCCAGUCUGGUACUUUACUCCACCGGAUGCUUAUCGAUUAACUGAACAAGAUAUAACAGAUUUUGUGAAUUGCGUCAAAGAAUGUGCAUUUAUUGCUAUUUUCACCAAAGCUUAUCUAAAAGAAGCUGCAAAAGCCUGUCAAUAUUUAUCAAUGCUUCGGCCAGAACUAAUCGUUCCACCAUUAGUUGAAAAAUUAUUCUCAUCCAUCGAUAGUAUGAGUGAACCACAUCGUUUCACAUCUAUCAUGACUUGUCUAGCAAGUCUAGCACGUCAAAUUGUUAGACAAGCUCCACAUUUUUCACAAGGUCAAACCUAUGUUUUACCAUUACUAAUGGCUGUUCUACCUGGUAUUGAUUCAAAUGAUUUCAAAAAAACUGCUGUAACAUUUCAAUUUCUCAAUGCAAUUCUAAUGCUUGUAACCUGUAUCGAUUGUUCAUCUGCUAUUCAUACACGAAAUGAUCUAACCGAAAUCGAAAAAGAAGUUUGUUUGUCAACAGCAAAAUUCGAAGAUUUCGUAACUGAAUUUCUUAAUCGAACAUUUCAAAUGAUUGAUACACUAUCAACUGAAAUGUCCGAUGCUGUUGUUGUCAUUACAAAAGUAAAUUUGGAAGAUCAUGUAACUGAAUUAGCAUUAACAUCAAUGAUGUUUGGCAUUGUUCAACAGUGUAGUAAGAAGAUUUUUCAAACGGUUCGAGAAAAGAUAAUUAAUUUUCUUGCUGGUUCAUUUUUUACUCCAAAAGUUGGCAAACUUGUUACAGGUCUUGUUCGCGCAAUACUGAAAGCAAAUCCUGAAGAAACACUUAAGUAUCUUCUACCACAAACCUGUGAACGUAUUGAAAACAUUAUGAGCCAUUCAGAAACAACAAUAUUAACUGAUCACAAAGGAGAUACUGAACUAACUUGGUGCUUGAUACUUUUUUCUGAACUUGCUCGAGCUCGUGGUGAUACAUUAGUUAUAUAUAAACCAAUUCUUCUAUCUGUAUUUCAUCGAUGUGUUCGUAUUGUUCAUAAAGAUACACAUGAAGCGGUAGCUAAUGCUGCAAAAAAUUUACUUAAAUCAUUAUCGUAUGUGUAUCCACUUGAAUAUCGUUUAACUGUUGAAAAUACUGACGAACCCUUCACAGAUUUCUUACCUAUUCGAGCUUGGGGUCAACAUGUUGAAUUUGAUAAACUUAAUGUUCAAUUUCAUAUUCCAAAUGAAGAUGAAGUUGAUUUUGCAUGUGAAUUCGUUGAAACAUUUAUUUAUCCUGAAUUACAAUUGUUAAAUGAAAAAUGCUCAAAAAUGUCCACUGAAGAACGAUUACGAUCGUUAACUCUAGUUCAUUACAUGUCUAUUGGAUGUUUACGUAUGGUGCCACGUAUAGAUAGUAAACUAAUUGAUAAUCUUGUACCAUCUGUUGCUCCGUAUGGCUCAAAAUAUCAAACUCAAUAUUCGAUUUACGCAAAACAGCCGCAAUUCAAAGAAAAUUUACGAAUGCGUCUUUUAAUCGAUGUAGGAAAAUUAAUUGGUAAACAAUAUUUUUUCUUUGUCGAAAACUAUCUAUGGUUUUGUCGUCAUUCUCUUCUAGAUGUUAUUGUUGAAAAUCAUUCUGAUGAUGCAUCGUCGAUCAAAAUAGCAUUGAAAAUCUACUCAUUAUCAUCCAUCUACUAUGGUGUAUUCAAACAUGAUGCUGAUAAAUUACAUAAACAUUUUGAAGCAGCAAAAGGUUCUUUUAUCAAUAAAUUAUAUGGUGAACGACAAUAUCCACGAUUUUUAAUGAUUGAACGUAUAACAUUACAAUGUGAACGAUUUUCUUUGACUAAUUUUCAAUCAUUAACUGAAAUUGAUAAACAAGUGAUACUGAAGCUAUUCGAACUAUCUAUCCAUCGUUAUAGUGAAGUUCGACGCGAUGCUCAAGGCUAUUUGUUUUCUGUUCUCAAUCGUUAUUUAUUUUCUUACCAAGUAAUUGUCGAUCGAAUUAUUGAAUUAUUGAAUAGUCCAAGUGAUAUUGAUCAUGACCAAAUAAAAGGUUGUCUUUAUAUUCUGCUUGGUAAUCAUUCAUUCUUUCUACCAACUAAACAUUCGUGGUCAAUGAUUGAACGACUUUGGCCAGCUAUGGCAAGAACAACACAUGCCAAGAAACCAACAACACAACGUUUAAUGGAUCAUAUUAAUGAAACUAUUGGUAAACAAUUCGAUACACAAGCAUUAGUCGAAGAUACAAAUGACGUAUCGAGAAAAGCAGCAGUGGAUAUAUGGAAACCAUUGGAUCCCGUUGACUUGGAGUCAAGAGAUCAGAUACGACAACAACGAAAUGAAGAAAAUGUGCAAUCGUAUAAUAAUCUGAUGGAAACACUUAAUUCAUUACUUCGAGGCGAUUCUUUAACUUGGAGACAGCAAGAAACAACAAUGUCAUUGAUGUGGUUACUCCUUCAAAAGCGUGUUCCAAUACCUUCAUCAUGUAUUCGAACAUUUGUUGAUUUUCUUGUUCAUGAUAAUGUUGAAUUACGAAAGAUUUCUGAAGAAGGUAUUACUGCAUUUAGUCGUCUACAAAAACCAGCUCGCAUUUAUGUGGAGAAAACACUUGGAGAAAUUCUUCAACGACCAGUUGAUGUUGAAGAAUGUCGUCCAGGUGAUCGCGAUGAUAAUCUUUGGGUAACAAUUGACAAUUAUAAACCUGCUAAAACACAGAAAGAAUGGGAAGAAACAUGCUUUUUGGAUAAAAGCUAUCAUGGAUAUUACAAAUGGCCAAAAACAAUUAAAUAUACUAUGAAUAAACGUGAACGAUAUACAAAAGACAAUAUGCCAGAAGAUGUUGCAUUUAUAUACGAUAGAUUUAUGGAUACAAACUUUAUAAGUAAAUUUACGCAAUUUAUGGUUUUGGAUGAAGAAAAAGGAAAAAUUAGUUUCGAUACAAGACGAUUUCAUAUGUUUAAAGGACUUUUUCGUAAUUAUGGCUUGGCAUUCGUUGAUAAUUUCAUGGAAAGAUUAUACGUACUUGUACAUGAAAAAACAAAAGAAAAACAAGAAGGUAGUCAUAGAGUUGCAGCAGAAAUCGUAGCUGGAAUGAUUCGUGGAUCAAAAUAUUGGACAAUAGAAAUGCUUGAUGAACUUUGGUUAAAAUUAACACCAUUCCUCAAUGAAGUUUGCGCAAAUCUCGGCCCAGAAACGCUAUCAUAUUGGGCAUCAUGUUUUAAAUUAGGAUUAGAAGAUGAAGAUCCGCGUCGAAUGCAUCGUCCAAUUAAUUAUCUUCGUUCAUUAAUAAAUACAACUGCAACAGGAAAUACAUUUAUGGAAACAUCACGUUGGUAUCUUGUGCAAACAUUAACUAAUUUGGAAUGGCGUGUACCAAGUAUUUGGUGUAUGAUUAAUGAACAAGCCAAAGAAUUACUUGAUCAUCCAUAUAAAGCUAUUCGAGAGCGAAUCGCUAUUAUCCUAUCAUCAUCAUUGACUUUUGAUGUAACAUUAGUCAAUGGUCAAUCAACACGUCAUCCAAAUGCAAAUAAAUUUCUUGAUGCGAUACGCGAACGAUUAGGCCAUGCCAUUGAAAUUUAUGAAAAAACACCUUUAGCUAAUGUAUCUGGUCAAACUGUUGAAAUCGAUCCUGAAGCUCGUAAAGCAUUAAAUUUCAUUGAAACAGUGAUCCAAAUGCACACACAUUUAUUUAGUAAAUGUUUACAACCAAUAAAAAGUUCCAUUGUUCGAUUAUUUCCAUAUCUGUGUGAAAUAGAAAGCAUUGUUGCAAACGAUGAUUUCAUACGAAAAAAUCUAACAGUUAGUCGAACUUGUGUAGCUAUGACAUAUCUACAUAAGAAUGUUAUGGAAGAAUUGAUUGAACAAUUAGAACACGUUUGUUCGAGUCCAAAAUGGCAUGCACGUCGAGCCGCUAUGGAAUUCACUCAAAAUAUGAUUUUUUGUAAUUUAUUUAAUGUUCGACCUUAUGCACAACGAUUGAGACAACUUGUUUUCAAAUGCCUAUUCGAUGAACAAUUCGAAGUUCGAUCUGUUGCGUCUGUUACAUUAUCAGGAUUUUAUCAAUGUGGUUUUAUUCAAAUUAAUAAUGAGGAUCUGAAAUAUUUUCGCUCCAUGAGUAAAACAAGUUACUUUACAAAAGUCGAUGGAAAAAAGGUUACAUCGCCAGAGAAUGUUGUUAAACGACAUGGCGGCGUUCUUGGUCUUUGUGCAAUAGUUUUGUCAAGUCCUUACGAGAUUCCAAAUCAUGUGCCUGAAGCAUUAAUGUUACUUUGUGAACAUUCACAUGAUCCAGACCUAAUUCAAAAAUCAAUAAAGAAAGCAUUAUCAGAAUUUCGUCGAACUCAUCAUGAUUCGUGGCAUGAACAUCGGGAAAAAUUUACUGAAGAUCAAUUGGUGAUUCUGGCUGAUGUCUUGAUAUCACCCAGCUAUUAUGCCUGA